Molecule: messenger RNA, 600 nt
Organism: Quercus lobata
Lineage: Eukaryota; Viridiplantae; Streptophyta; Magnoliopsida; Fagales; Fagaceae
Exons: 1
Coding region: 1-600 (199 amino acids)
Source: RefSeq, a predicted model, not a curated record
AUGGCUGGCGACCCUUUGAAGCGUAAUCAGAACCUGUAUUGCGCAUACCAUCAGGAGCCCGGUCACACUACUGAUGAUUGCAGGAACCUGAAGAACUAUUUAGACCGGCUCGUCCGAGAAGGGAAGCUGAGACAUCUGCUGCAUCGCUCUGAAGGAUGGCAAGAACCAUCGAACAAUGAAACCAGACAAAGUACGUUGAGACCACCCAUUGGCACAAUUAAUGUCAUUCUCGCCGCUCCUGGAAGGACAGGCUCUGUCCCCUUCAGGGUAAUGUCAGUGAGCAGCUUCCCGACUAAGCCAGAUGACAGGGAAUCCAAGAGGACUAGAAUGAGCGCCACGCCAUUAAUCGGGUUCACAGAAGAAGACAAACAAGGAACUAUCCAACCCCACGAUGAUGCCUUAGUCGUGACGCUCAGGAUAGGAGGUUAUGACGUCAAAAGGGUACUGGUUGAUCAAGGUAGCGCAGUGGAGAUAAUGUACCCUGAUUUGUAUAAGGGAUUGAACUUGAAGCAGGAAGACCUGUUGCCAUACGAUUCCCCCCUAGUUAGCUUUGAAGGAAAGGUCGUCAUCCCGAGAGGCAUGAUUAGGUUGCCUGUGUAA